Messenger RNA from Triticum dicoccoides, 791 nucleotides. Its product is annotated as actin-depolymerizing factor 3-like. The transcript is spliced from 2 exons. Gene Ontology annotation, molecular function: actin binding. Gene Ontology annotation, biological process: actin filament depolymerization. NCBI's taxonomy places the organism in Eukaryota, Viridiplantae, Streptophyta, Magnoliopsida, Poales, Poaceae. Bases 16 to 618 code for a protein of 200 amino acids. Gene Ontology annotation, cellular component: actin cytoskeleton. The record is from RefSeq and is a predicted model, not a curated record.
UACGUGUCCACCUCCAUGACUUUAUCUCGCCGACAUGGUCACGGCCCUCCUAUAAAAUCACCACACCAGACACUGCUAAAUCAACAACACUCAUCACACCCAACCAUCAGCUUUCAAUCCAGCUACCAGUUCCCGUCUCAGCAUCAGCACACGGAUUUCUCCUCGGGCCAACCUCCGGAUCCAUCAACAAUGGCGAACUCUGUCUCCGGGGUGGCGGUGAAUGAGGAGUGCGUGAAGGUGUUCCAGGAGCUGCGGGCGGAGCGCAAGCACCGGUUCGUGGUGUACAAGAUGGACGACGACGCGCAGCAGGUGGUGGUGGACAAGGUGGGCGCCCUCGACGCCACCUUCGACGACCUGGCGGCGGCGAUGCCCGCCGAUGACUGCCGCUACGCGGUGUACGACCUGGACUUCGUGUCCGAGGACUCGGCGGGGGACACGCCGCGGAGCAAGAUCUUCUUCAUCCACUGGUCGCCGGAGUCUGCGGACGCGAGGAACAAGAUGCUGUAUGCCAGCUCCACGGAGGGGCUCAAGAAGGAGCUGGACGGCGUGCAGAUCGACGUGCAGGCCACCGACGCCAGCGAGCUCACCCUCAACAUCCUCAAGGACUACACCACCUAAUUAAGCUAAUCCAUCCCGUACGCGCGCACGAUCGGUCGGCGCCUGGAUCCAAAUAAUGUUUUUCCAUGUGUAGUGGUUUGUGAAUGAUUGGGUUUUCCUUUUUACUUCCUCGAGAUUGAUAAUUGAGUGCUUGAUCUAUUCCUUACCAGAAAAGAAACUUAUAAUGACAGCAA